UGAUAAAAACAAGUCAGUUACAAGGAAGGGUGAAAAUAAGGGGAAUGAGUGGGUGAAUGAAAAACAUGAGGAAAAGUUCUAUUCAUCCUGAGGGAUGCCGCCCUCGGAUGUUGCGAGGGUAAUGUCAGCGUCCCGUAAUGGUCUGUUGAUGGACGAUCUAGUCCCGCGGAUGCACAUGAUGGAUGAUCGGACAGCGGCAAAGGAUAGCUUGCACCUUAGCCAACUGAUGACAACGGGGUAUGGCAUCUGUUGUUUCCGGGCGAGCAUGUCCGCCAGAAGGUUGUGGCUUCUCGUCCCAUCCCCCCAGUGGUGGAGAACACAAGAGGUGUGAAGACCCCGCACUCCACAUCCCGAACACGUUGGCCAUAAGCCCGUUUCUUGAUGUCCUCGUGUUUCUUGUAGGCCGCAGGUAAGGAUCCUGAUCUAUUACGCACACACACACACACACACACACGUACACACGUGUACGCGCGCGGAUAUACGUUUAUUUUUUGUUUUUUUUAAAUUUAUUUUUUAUUUUUUAUUAUACGUACACACGCGCGCGGUUUGCAGCUUCCUGUCAGCUUGCACGCGCACAUGGAUCAUGGAAGGAGGGGGGGAAACGAGAGACUCUGAGUCUGAUGAAGGAGGCUACGUUACUCCAGGUGAAUUUGCUGACGACGAGCGACCUGCGACUCCGCCGAAAGAAGAAUCUGCCGACGACGAAAGCCCAGUGGCAGUCCCAGCUGAACUUCAGCAGAGGAUAAUUGAGCAAGUGGAGUGGUACUUCAGUGAUGAGAAUCUGUUGAAAGACACAUUUCUGAUGAAACACAUUCACCGCAAUAAGCAGGGGCUUGUGAGUUUGAAGCUAGUGGCAUCAUUCAGGAAAGUUAAGUCCAUAACAAAGGAUUGGAGGGUUGUGCAGGCAAGCCUGUUGCAUUCUUCUCAGUUGGAGCUCAACAGUGAGCGCAAUAAAGUGCGUAGAAAAGCUGCUGUACCUGAGAUUGACUACUCCCACACAUAUCGGACUGUUAUAGUACAAAACUACCCUGACACCCAGCCACAAGCUGAAGAAAUCGAAACAGAAUUCAGCAAAUAUGGGGAGGUGACACUAGUGCGCAUCAUCUCUCCAGGCUCAGCUGUUCCAAUGGAUGUGAAGCCAAGUCGAAAGAGACAUGCAGCUAUUGGUAAGGAACUGUGCAUUUUGGUGGAGUUUGAGAGUCUGGAUGGGGCCCGACAGGCCUGCAAAAGGUUCGCUUCUCAACAGAGCUGGAGGGACCAAGUGUCUGUGGCUUUGCUGAGCAGAAAGGAGAGUGCAGAGGACAAGACAAGAGAGGGUAGAAAGCCAGAUUUCCUGUCGCCCUCAAGGUCUCCAGGCCACAGGAAUUGUGGGGACACAGUGAACAGGAAGAGGAACAAAGGCAGUCCUGCCAGUGGGCGGAGGUUUCUUUCCCCUGACAAGCAGGAGAAGGCCUACCUGUCAGACUCCAGUUGCAGUGUCAGCAGAUCAAGGAGCCCAAGGCUCAGUCCAGAGCCUAUCAGGAAAUUCCCUAGCGACCAAGUUCUCACACGCUCUCAUAGAAACCUGCAGGAAUCUCGGCUAAUUCGACAGCCAUGGGGACCAGAUGGAAUGUUUGGACACGGGAAGGACUUCUACACCACUGAAGUUGUCGAGAGCUGUGGUCCAGAGUGGAACCAGGAAGUCUCAUUGUGUGUAUCUGGCCACUAUAAUGAACCUAUAAGGUUCAAGGUGAAGGACAAGGAGCAUACUCUUGGCUCCGUCACUGUCCCAUUAUUGGGGCUGGGGAAAUCGCGUAACAAGUUCUGGCUGCCUCUGCAACCCCACAAGAGAGCAAGUGAGGCGCAUGGCAGUCUGCAGCUCAGCUGCUGGGUCAGUAGCAAUGGAGAGGAGUCUAGAGGCACCAGGAAGACAACAGGGAGUUGUGCCAAUAGUGAUAUCCGGGAGGCAGGUCCACAUUCUGACACAGAGCCGGAGGCAGAAAAGGAGGAGGGGAUGGUGCCAGAAGUUACUGGGGUCAGUCCUAACACAGGACCAAUGCAAGGUGGUCAGCGAGUUGUCCUGAGGGGUAGCUACCUGGGAGAGUCCAGAGAAGAUGUAGUUCAAGUGUUGGUGGCUGGUGUGGAUUGCACCAGUUCUCUGGAUUAUUUUUCUCCCUCCAAGCUAGCUGUGAUGACUGGGUCUCGAGCUGCACCAGGCAGUGGGCCUGUUGUGGUCCAGACACGUACUGGUGGAGCUGGUGUGUCUUGGAUCAAUUUCUCGUUCACUGCAGAUGAGUUUGAAGCUACAGAAAGAAUCAGGAAAGCCAAGCACGAGACUCAUGACUCAACAACGAAGGCAGAACUUGUGUCACACAGGCAGCAGCUCCGAGAACUAAAGGAUCGAAACAAGAGUUUGCAGGAAGAGAAUGAGCAGCUACGAGGGUAUAUUGAGAAACUGCUAGUGGGAAUCAUCAACCACAGUCCUGGCGUCCUAGAAAUAAAGCCCUACCCUAGAGCUGAAUCUUUGAGGCAUAAUCUUACACAGUGACUGAUAUUGCUUGUUUGUGUGUGUGGUUUCAUCAUUCAUCUGUUUGACAAUGCUACAACUGUGAAGAAAAAAAACAGGCAACAUUGUAUCACACAAAGGACAGCAGCAAUAGUAAAGAAGACAGUGAGAAUCUCUUCAUGUACAGUUCAGCCUGAGUAGUUACUGUGCUAGUGGAGAAGCCCUUGCUACUCUGCUGGCCAGGGCAGGUGGGGAGCCCUGGGAGGAGGUCAGCUUGCUGGGCUGUGUCUUUGUGAUGGUGGCCUUCAUUCUCAUUUGGGCCAUGUUGGGAUUCAUGGCUCUUGGGUGAGCCGCAAUCUCUUUCCUCUGAGUCUUGGAAGCCUCCAUGUUGUAGUCUCCAGAGUCAAAGUAUUGCUUUCCACCCUAAGACGUCUUCCGAGGGGUCGGCCUCUUCACAAAUCCAUACUUCUUUUGAAAUUCCACUUGUGACACCUCGUUCGCUUUUUUAGGACUCAAAAACUGCUCUGGGACCAAUUCUUUGUCCGCCUUAGCUGGAUUCUGAAUGCCUCGCGCCUCUCCUCCGGCAGACAUUUCGCUGGGGGUAGUUGUUGACAGACUAGACACACACGCCUCCUACGGAUCAGAGGCUCCGCCCAUCUGUUUGCAUCACCUUUGACCUUCAAGUGCUCGUGAUGGAGUUUGUCGUCUUCUUAGUUACGUUUGUUUUGCUGAGGGCGGUAGGAGUUGCACUAAGCCGUGGCCCCCUCAGUCUGCCAGAGACAAACGCAGACAAAGAUGUUCCCAUGUAUUCCCAGACCGUUCACGUGACCACAAACACUACUAGAGACGUUGGCUGUAUUGGGGAGGGCAGGUGCAAACCAUGUUCCCGGUUUGAGAUGAACAGACAAGUGAAGGAGUGUCUUCGUACAGGCUACAGACAGUGGGCCUUCUGUUCUCAUGAAAAGGCUAGCAAGUACAUCAGCUGUCACUACCUUGCGGAUCACAACAAGCAGAGAGCAUUCUGGAUAUUACAGGCCAUCGCUGUGUUGGUCGGAUCUCUCUCACUGGUAGUUGUGCAUUGGAGACAGGCCAGAAUAGACAGAAUGAUGGCCCACAGAAUUGAGCAGCAAAUCAGGACAUGACAGAUUUAAUUAUUACGAGAGUGCUCAGCACUUGCAUGGAUAAAAGCUGAUAAUGAAAAGAGGUCUUGCCAUGA
This is a messenger RNA of Geodia barretti, 3701 nucleotides long. NCBI's taxonomy places the organism in Eukaryota, Metazoa, Porifera, Demospongiae, Tetractinellida, Geodiidae. The record is from the annotation of a GenBank genome assembly.